UUUUUAAUGGAUAGAUUGGCUAUAAAAGUUGAGCAGAUCAAGGGUAAAGGCAGAGGUUUAGUUGCCACCAAGGAUCUAAAGGCGGGUGACAUUAUAUUCACUGAGGAACCAUAUUCAUUCUGCUUGUCACAAUUGGAGAACAAAUGCGAUUAUUGUUUAUCUGAUAAAAAAAAUCUCCUGUUUUGUUCUACAUGUAGACUUCAAAAAUACUGCGAUGUAUUAUGCCAGAAAGCCGCAUUGGAUUCCCACAAAGCAGAAUGCAAAAAUCUUCCAAAAUUGGUGAGAAUGGAAUUUAAUAUGCGACCAGAAAUGAUUGUGUUAUUUACCAGGCUUCUUAGAAAAAUCCAGAUAGAGAAGAAGGAAGUUAGGCGGCGUGCAAGGACUGAUGGAUUCCCCCAAAGCAUCAAUGACCUGGAAAGCCUCUAUGAACACUGGGAAGAAAAACACAGAGUACGUUGCAAAAAGGAGCAUAAAGAAUUGGAAUCAUUUCUUGGAAGGAAAAUAGAAGAAAAGGAAUUUAAUCAUCUUGCCAGUCGAGUAUAUACUAAUUCUCUAGUCAUCACUGGUCCGCUUAUAGAUUGGCUUGGACCAGCAAUCUAUCUUAAGGCAUCUUUAAUCAACAAUAGCUGUGAUUUCAACUCGGUUCCUGUAUAUUUUGGCAAAACUGUAAUUAUACGGGCAGUAGGAACUAUAAUGAAAGGAGAAGAGAUUACUGUAGCAUACACAGACAUUUUGGAGCCUACUUUCAAGCGACGCCAUAUUCUAAGAGAGAAAUAUUGUUUUACUUGUAAUUGCACUCGUUGUGAGAAUAAAGAACUUGAUGCAAAAAUGCAAAGUAUCCUAUGUGAAAAAUGUGAAUGUCAGGUGCUAAGAAAAAAUUAUAAGACAUUCAUGAAAUGCAGUGCCUGUGAACACGUGCAGUCUCAAAAGCAUACAUCUGCCGUGUUGGCCAUUGAGGCUGAGAGCGAAUCAUUUUUGAAAAUCGGAGCAGCUAAGCCAAUUCCAAAUAUCCUUUCAGAAUAA
This is a messenger RNA of Anneissia japonica, 1023 nucleotides long. RefSeq names its product histone-lysine N-methyltransferase SMYD3-like. The transcript is spliced from 8 exons. NCBI's taxonomy places the organism in Eukaryota, Metazoa, Echinodermata, Crinoidea, Comatulida, Comatulidae. Gene Ontology annotation, molecular function: protein binding. Gene Ontology annotation, cellular component: nucleus. The coding region runs from base 7 to 1023 and encodes 338 amino acids. The record is from RefSeq and is a predicted model, not a curated record.